Physcomitrium patens is the source of this 4638-nucleotide messenger RNA. Its product is annotated as DNA-directed RNA polymerase V subunit 1-like. The record is from RefSeq and is a predicted model, not a curated record. Gene Ontology annotation, molecular function: DNA binding; DNA-directed RNA polymerase activity. Gene Ontology annotation, biological process: DNA-templated transcription. Lineage: Eukaryota; Viridiplantae; Streptophyta; Bryopsida; Funariales; Funariaceae.
AUGCAUGGCGGCAAUGCCGAGCGAGCUCAUGCUUAUAAUCCUUUUGUGCUUAUUUAGAAUCCUGCACUGCGAGCUUAGGAGAUAAAUUUACUUUUUAAACUUCAAUGUAGUGCGCUAUUGAAAUUUUUAUCCCAUUGGCGUUUCUUCUCUACAAUCCUCACCGAGUCUUUCUUCGUUUGCUUACUCCAUUCACGACGAGAGAUGUAUGGAAUUUGAUGAGGAUUGAAGCACUUUAAAAUGCAAAUAAAAUCAGAGGAUUGGACGUGGACCCCAGGCAAUGUGCCGAUUCCACCUCCACCCUCUGCAGAAAUUGUUGGCCUCCAAUUUGGUCUUACUACAGCCAAUGAGAUCGUCGGAUUUUCUGUACAGAACAGAGCAAGAGACACUCUUUCCAGUCUUAUCGACCCUCGCCUUGGAUUACCAGCAGAAAAUGAAAGAUGUGCAACCUGCAGCGGCACCAACAUCAACGAAUGUACAGGCCACUUUGGUCACUUGAAGCUCACCCAACCGAUAUUCCACCCUCACCAUGUGCGGUUGUUGCAACAAGUACUUUCAAAAAUAUGCCUGGCCUGUGGAUCUCUAAAGGGAAAGAAAAAGAAGCUCAUCUUUAGCGAAGAUGAAGCAAAAGCUACCUGUAACUGGAAGCAAAGUUCUCCAAACAGUGACUCGGUGUAUAGUUUGAGGGACAAUGACUAUCUUGACUUUCCCGAAGCUGAACCGGUUAAGAAAGAUUCAGAUGGCGAUAUGGUAAGCAUUUCAUCAGUUGAAGAGGAUUUUACGCGUGACAUUCUUCAAGUUGUUCCACAUGGGCCCGUGGAUUUUCGAAUUGACUCAACGUCCACUCAGUGCACUGUAGCACAUCUCCCGCUGUUGGGCAGUAACAAGUCCACAGGGAAAGGCCAAGGCAAUAGGUCAGCACAUAUCGAAGCUACAACCAGCGCUAGUUUGAAGCAUUCUCCAUUACUGAAAUCAGGUUCCUCUAAGAACUUCGGGAGAAACCCCGUCAAGAUUUGCAAGGGAUCACCAGCAGGUUUAGACGUUCUUUCCGCAGACAUCCUACGGCAAGUUGAGUUCCCCAAGAAAUCAACAUGUGUACAUUGUUCACCGGCAUAUCCGGAUUAUAAACCAAUUCUCGUGAAAAUUCUCCCAGUUAAGGGAAGGAAAAAGAAUGACAUUUCUCAGAUACUUAUGUUAGAGGCUCAGAUUCCUGAAAAACAGAAAGAUAAUGAGCUUCCACUUGAUUAUUGGGCUUUCCUUCAGAGUGCGCCAGCUCGCCACCAGCAUUAUUAUAAGGUUCCUAAACAGCACUACCUGUUACCUUCAGAGGCGUUGGCUAUACUCAAGAAGAUACCUGAAGGAGCUAUCGGGAAACUUGGGAUGAACAGAUUGGUAGCACGUCCCGAAGGUCUUAUAAUGAAGUGUGUGCUCAUUCCACCCAACUGCACCCGUACAACGGAUUACAAGCAUGUCAACAACACAACUGCUGUGCGCUUUGGCACUGAUAAUGUGACCAGAACCUUGCAGAAACUGGUUGCAGAAAUUGUGCACAUACGCAAAACUAGAGCGGGGAAGGCCACGAAUAGAACACAACGAGAUGAAUCAACAAAGCUACAAAUACUUACAGCUGAGUAUUUGCGGGAGAAAGGAGCUCCCAAGGCUGUUCCAGGCAAAGAGCCAUUGAAAAGAGACCGGAAUGGUCGAGUCACGAAGCAAGACUAUCAUCGUUGGACCAAGGAGUGGUUGUCUCAGAAUGUUUUGGGAAAGAGUGGAAAUUUCACUGCCAAAGCUGUACUAGCCGGUGAUCCUUUCUUAGGUAUAGAACAGAUAGGAAUUCCUUGGCUUAUCGCGCAAAAGUUGACCUUACCGGAGAGGGCUAGCCAGUGGAAUCACACCAAGUUGCAAGAGUACGUCAAUGUUUCCCAAAAACUUCAGCAGGAAUCUGAAAAUACUGCCCACGCUACUAGAGUUGAACGAAAUGAAGUAGUUUAUCAAGUUUUAUCGAAAACCUCACUCAAAGUGCAGAUUGGUGAUAUAGUUCAUCGACAUAUUCAAGAUGGCGACUAUGUCUAUGUCAAUAGACCUCCAUCAGUCCACAGACAUUCUCUUGUGGCCUUAAAGGUUCAUAUUCACCAUCAACCUACAAUCACGGUAAAUCCUUUGAUAUGUCCACCAUUUUCUGCCGAUUUUGAUGGUGAUAUAUUUCACAUCUUCGCUCCUCAGUCACUUCAAGCCAUUGCAGAGCUGGAUCAAUUAAUGGCAGUGAAACAGCAAGUAAUAUCUGAACACGGAGGACAGCCUCUUCUUGAACUUACGCAGGAUACAUUGCUGGCAGCUCAUCUAUUGACAAGUAAGAAAUUGUUUUUGGACAAAGCUACAAUGGACCAGCUUUGUUUGUGGGCUUCAAAGAAACCUCCGGAAGCAGCCAUUUUGAAGUCUCCCAAAGGUGGUCCAUUUUGGACAGGAGAGCAGGUAUUUGCGCUCACACUUCCAGAAGAUUUUGAAUUAGGUGCCCCUCAGGAAGAAGUUUUCAUCCAAGGAGGAGAGAUUAUAAGAUGGAGAAAUGGCACUAAACUGCUACGCAAGGGUAAUGAUAGUGUUGCAGCAGCCCUUUGUGUGCAAUUGGGACCAGUGGCUCUCGUGGACUAUCUGAACACUGCAACAGGAGUGUUGCAUACCUGGCUACAAGUGCAAGGUUUUAGUACAGGAUUGACCGAUUUUCAGGUCACUCCCAACCGCACCAAAAGGCAGGAAAUGCUUAAAAGCAUCCUAGAAGAAUCCUUUUUAAAAUCCAUUCAGGAAUCAUGUGAUUUUGUGCGAAUUCUUGAUGCAAAAGUGCAAGCACUAGAUUCUGAUGAGAAUCCAAGCCCAGAAAGUUUGACUAAAAACAUCAGAUUCUUAGAGCAGGUUGCAAGAGAGAUAUUUCAAAAACGAAGAAGUGAAGCUGGGAGAAUUGUAGCGAAGUAUGCAGAACAAAGAAAUUCCUUGUUAAUGAUGGUAGAGUCAGGAAGUAAAGGUUCUAUGGAAAAACUUCUUCAGCAGAUUGCAGGAAUGGGGCUGCAGCUUUACAAGGGGCAACAUCUCCUUUCGUAUUCAAGCUCACGGCGUCCUGCAAUGACAUAUUCCUCGCAGCUGGAUUGGUGGGAGGAUAUGGGGCUUGUCAGAAGCUCUCUUGUUGAUGGGUUGAAAGCAAAUGAGCUAUUCAGACAUGUAAUUGCCGAUAGAACAGGUAUUCUUCGGAAACACGUGGAGGUGGUGCAGCCAGGGACCCUUUUUAAGGCGUUGAUGUUUUUUCUGCGAGAUCUUCAUAUUAUGUACGAUGGCAGCGUUCGCAGCCAGUGUAGCAAAAAUUUAAUCCAAUUCUGUUACGGAGGAGCACGGGGAUCUCUUAUUCCACGGAAACCAACGGAGGAAACUCUUGCCUGGGAAGAGGAUGAUCAUAGACGAUGGCCUUUGUCAGUUUUGGCUGGGGAGCCUGUUGGAGUAUUGGCUGCAGCAGCCAUAUCUCAACCUGCAUAUGAGUUGAUGUUGGAUGCGCCUAGUUUGAAUGGUCCUUUCAAGCCACGACCAUUAAAUCUUAUCCAGGAAACACUAUAUCCACGCGAGAAAUCCUCAUUGAAGCCAACGGAUCGGUGUGUGGUGUUGAGACUUGUGCACUGUGAAUGCACAGAGUCACUGUGUCUGGAAAGGAGGGUUCUUGAAGUGCAAGCUCACCUGAAAAGAAUCAACUUGAGGAUGAUGGCUGAAAGUGUUGCUGUUGAGUAUUGGAACAUGGAAGACUCUCGAGCGGCUGGGCCAAGUGGUGACCUAGUUCGAUUGGGCUCACCUUGGUUAGGGCACAUAAAUCUAUCCCAGGAUGCAAUGAAACAGUGUGAAGUGAAUGUUGAGGAUAUUGUUAAGCGGCUUUGUCAGAAGUUCAGUCAAACUGCAGGUUACGUUUUGAAGAAGAAUAAAAUGGGUCAAAUAUUCUUCUGUCACAGUUAUAACUGCAGCUUCUCCAAUGGAUAUUGCCUUCAUUUUUCUCCAAGUUUACCAAUCAAAAUGCGCCAUUGCUCAAAUGAGGACAGGUAUAACAAAGCUUUACUGGAUCUACUACUGAGGAUCCAGGAAACUAUAAUACCUGGACUUCUUGAUUGCACAAUGAAAGGUGAUGAGAGAAUAGAGACAGUAAGAGUAGUAUGCGAGGGACCAGCUUCAACAACCUGGCACAGGAGGUUUGCCCAUUGCACUGGGAAUCUUGAUGAGGAGCUGGUUUUAGAAGUUUACGUAUCUCCCUCAUCUUCAAAAUCAAGGGGCAUGGCUUGGGCAUCAGUGAAGCAAGCAUGUGUUUCUCUGAAGGAUUUAGUUGAUUGGAACAGAAGCAUGCCUUACAGUAUCCAAGAGAUCCGGUGUUCCUUGGGCAUUGAAGUUGCUUACCAGAUCGUUGUGCAGAGACUUGGAUUGGUGUUGGAAAAGACUGCCCCACAUACACAUUUUGUGCAUGUGAAAUUGGUAGCAGAGAUGAUGACAUUUUCUGGAGAUGCAAUUGGGUUCACCUUCUCUGGUUUUAAAGAUAUGAACAGAAGUAUUUCUGUUUCAGCUCCAUUUUCUGAAGCAUCAUUUCAGGCUAGUGCAGUUGCUUGUUCUUGAUUAGCUGUAGGA